CUCUUUGAUACUUUACCAAUUAAGGCUCUCGCAUUUGAGAGCCACGAAGGAGAGAAGGAGAUAGAAAAGGCCGAGGGGUGUCACUAGUGCUCUUUCUGGAGCUAACCGAACUAGCAUUUCCCCCCCUCAGGGAGGCUCGCUCGGUCCGGGAGGGAGACAGUGCAGUUUUUCCUGCGUGUAGAGUCGUGAAGGAUACAGAAGAAGAAGAAGAUACUUGUUCGCAAGACCACCAGCAGCACAACCUAAAGAGUUUAAAGAACUUUAAAAAGAAGAGUCUAGCGAUUCUUCGAGGCUCCGCCCAGACAAAAAAUAGCGAGUCAGUGAGCGAGUGAAGGGGAGAGCCGAGUCCAUAAAAAUGAGUCAACACCCACGGCUCCACCAGUCGAGCGCAGCCUCUCCCGCGCCCAACGCCUCUCUCAGCCCGGAUAAGGACGCCGACAUGCCCGCCACGGAGAAAGACCUGGCCGAGGACGCGCCGUGGAAGAAGAUCCAGCAGAACACCUUCACCCGGUGGUGUAACGAGCACCUGAAAUGCGUGAACAAGCGCAUCGCCAACCUGCAGACGGACCUGAGCGACGGCCUCCGGCUCAUAGCGCUCCUGGAGGUGCUGAGCCAGAAGAAGAUGUUCCGCAAAUACAACCAGCGGCCCACCUUCAGGCAGAUGCAGCUGGAGAACGUCUCCGUGGCUCUGGAGUUCCUCGACAGAGAGAAUAUCAAGCUCGUCUCUAUAGACAGUAAAGCCAUAGUAGACGGGAACCUGAAGCUCAUCCUGGGACUGAUAUGGACACUGAUCCUGCACUAUUCCAUCUCCAUGCCUAUGUGGGAUGAGGAGGAGGACACGGACGAUGCCAAGCAGAAGACACCCAAGCAGAGGCUCCUGGGCUGGAUCCAGAACAAGCUGCCCGAACUGCCAAUCACCAACUUCAGCCGAGACUGGCAGUCGGGCAAAGCCCUGGGAGCAUUGGUGGACAGUUGUGCUCCAGGUCUGUGUCCGGACUGGGACUCCUGGGAUCAAACAAAGCCUGUGGACAAUGCCCGCGAGGCCAUGCAGCAGGCUGAUGAGUGGCUGGGGGUUCCUCAGGUUAUCACUCCUGAGGAAAUUGUUGAUCCCAAUGUGGACGAGCACUCUGUCAUGACCUACCUGUCGCAGUUCCCUAAGGCCAAGCUAAAGCCUGGUGCCCCACUUCGCCCCAAACUCAACCCCAAAAAGGCGCGUGCCUAUGGACCAGGUAUUGAGCCAACUGGUAAUGUGGUGAUGAAAAAAGCUGUGUUCACCGUGGAAACAAUUAGCGCAGGCCAGGGAGAGGUGUUGGUUUAUGUGGAGGAUCCCGCUGGUCACCGCGAGGAGGCUAAAGUCACUCCCAACAAUGACAAGAAUCGCACUUACUCUGUAGUCUAUGUUCCUAAAGUCACUGGGCUACAUAAGGUGACCGUGCUGUUUGCAGGGCUGCACAUCUCAAAGAGCCCAUUUGAGGUGGAUGUGGGGAUGGCUCAGGGAGACUCCAGCAAGGUCACUGCCCAAGGUCCAGGUCUGGAGGCUGUAGGCAACAUUGCCAACAAGACCACUUACUUUGAUGUCUACACUGCUGGUGCAGGAGUUGGUGAAGUUGAGGUGGUAAUUACGGACCCCAGUGGCAAGAAGGAUACUGUAGAGUGCAGCAUCGAAGAUAAAGGAAACAGCAGCUACCGUUGCACCUACAAGCCCACCCAGGAAGGCCAGCAUGUCAUCUACAUCACCUUUGCUGGAGGACAAAUCUCCAAGAGCCCUUACACAGUCAACAUAGGAGAGGCCUGUAACCCCAGCCUGUGCCGAGCCAAGGGCCGUGGUCUGCAGCCCAAAGGCCUGCGGAUCAAGGAGACUGCAGAGUUUAAGGUCUACACCAAAGGAGCUGGCACUGGAGACCUCAAGGUCACAAUCAAAGGGCCUAAGGGUCUAGAGGAGCCUUGUAAGAAGAAGGAUCUGGGAGAUGGAGUCUAUAGUUUUGAGUACUACCCCACUACACCUGGAACCUAUAUCAUUACAAUCACCUGGGGUGGCCAGCAUAUUCCUCGCAGUCCUUUUGAGGUGAAGGUGGGCAGUGAGGCAGGGCCACAGCAGGUGCGGGCAUGGGGCCCAGGGUUGGAGAGUGGCGUUGUGGGCAAAUCGGCUGAUUUUGUGGUGGAGGCAGUUGGAGAUGAUGUUGGUACUUUGGGCUUCUCUGUGGAGGGCCCAUCCCCUGCUAAGAUUGAGUGUGACGAUAAGGGCGAUGGUUCCUGUGAUGUUCGUUACUGGCCCACAGAGCCAGGCGAGUAUGCAGUGCAUGUGCUCUGUAAGAAUGAGGACAUCCAGCACAGUCCCUUCAUGGCUGAGAUCAAACCAGCACCAGACAGAGACUUUUAUCCUGACAAGGUGAAAGCCUAUGGCCCUGGUCUUCAGAGCAGUGGUCUGUCUGUAGGGAAACCAGCUGAAUUCACAGUGGAUGCCAAACUGGGUGGCAAAGCUCCUCUAAAGAUUCAGGCUCAGGACCGAGAUGGAAACCCAGUUGAUGUGCAGGUGAAGGAUAAUGGCAAUGGGACAUAUACCUGCAGCUACACACCCCGCAAACCCGUCAAACACACGGUCAUGGUGUCCUGGGGUGGAGUCAAUAUCCCAGACAGCCCCUUCAGGAUGAAUAUUGGAGCAGGAUGCCAUCCUAAUAAGGUGAAAGUAUCUGGACCUGGUGUUGCCAAGACAGGCCUGAAGGCCUAUGAGCCAACGUACUUCACAGUGGACUGUUCUGAAGCUGGCCAGGGUGACAUCAGCAUUGGGAUUAAGUGUGCUCCAGGGGUGGUAGGACCAGCAGAGGCAGACAUAGACUUUGACAUCAUCAGAAAUGAUAAUGAUACUUUCACAGUUAAAUACACUCCUCCAGGAGCUGGCAGCUACACUAUCAUGGUUCUGUUUGCUGAUCAGGCUAUUCCCAUGACACCCAUCAGAAUUAAAGUGGAUCCCUCUCAUGAUGCAAGUAAAGUCAAAGCAGAGGGCCCUGGUCUCAGCCGCACUGGUGUGGAACUGAACAAGCCCACUCAUUUCACUGUGAACACUAAAGGAGCAGGCAAAGCUAAGCUGGAUGCUCAGUUCACUGGACCCAACAAGGGAGAGGUCGUCCGGGACUUUGACAUCAUUAACAACCAUGACAACACACACACCGUCAAAUACACCCCAGUGCAACAGGGAAAUAUGGGUGUAAAUGUGACCUAUGGCGGUGACCCCAUUCCCAAGACUCCCUUUGCUGUGGCCGUGGCUCCUUCCCUGGAUCUGGGCAAGAUUAAGGUUGCAGGCCUUGGAGACAAGAUGACUGUUGGAAAAGACCAGGAUAUUACAGUGAAGACAAAGGGAGCAGGUGGUCAAGGUAAAGUUGGCGCAAAGGUUACUGGACCUGCUGGUAAAGCAGUGCCCUGUAAGGUGGAGCCAGGUCUGAGCCCAGAGACCAGCCAGGUCCGCUUUAUCCCCAGAGACAAGGGGCCAUAUGAGGUGGAGCUUACUUAUGAUGGUGCCCCCAUCCCAGGAAGUCCCUUCCCUGUGGAGGCUGUGGCUCACACUGACCCAUCUAAGGUCCGCUGCUCAGGCCCAGGUUUGGAGCGAGCCAAAGUUGGAGAGACAGGCCAGUUUGUGGUCGACUGCACCAAUGCUGGACCAGCUGAGCUGACCAUUGAAAUCAUCUCUGAUAAUGGUACUGAGGCAGAGGUCCAUAUCCAGGAUAAUGGAGAUGGAACUUACACAAUCACCUACAUCCCUCUGUACCCUGGAGCCUACACCCUGACCAUUCGCUACGGUGGCCAAGAUGUGCCAAACUUCCCUGCAAGACUCAAUGUUGAGCCAGCUGUAGAAACCAGUGGUGUGAAGGUGUUUGGACCUGGAGUUGAAGGCAAAGGGGUUUUCAGAGAGGCUACCACAGACUUCACUGUUGAUGCCCGAGCCCUUACGAAAACUGGAGGCAAGCACAUCAAAACCUGCAUCAACAACCCAUCUGGCAACCAAACUGAAGCCCUCAUCAGGGACCUGGGAGAUGGUACCUAUAAAGUGGAGUACACUCCCUAUGAAGAAGGUCCUCACAGUGUGGAGGUUUCCUAUGACAAUGCCCCAGUGCCCAACAGUCCAUUCCGUGUGCCUGUGACCGAAGGUUGUGACCCAGCACGUGUGCGGGUGCAUGGUCCAGGUUUGCAGGCUGGCAUCACCAACAAACCCAACAAAUUCACUGUUGAAACCCGUGGGGCUGGUACAGGAGGAUUGGGCCUGGCCAUGGAGGGACCUUCUGAGGCAAAGAUGUCCUGCACUGAUAACAAAGAUGGCAGCUGCUCUGUUGAGUACAUACCAUAUGAGCCAGGGACUUACAACCUCAACGUCACCUAUGGAGGCCAACCAGUCACUGGAAGCCCCUUCUCUGUGCCUGUCCACGAUACUGUUGAUCCCACAAAGGUGAAGUGUCAGGGUCAGGGUAUUGGGACCAAUGUGCGGGCCAAUAUCCCACAAGUGUUCAGCGUGGAUGCCAGUAAAGCAGGCAUGGCUCCUCUGCAGGUCAGAGUGCAAGGACCCAAAGGUGUUGUGGAGCAGGCUGAUGUGGUCGAUAAUGGAGAUCAGACUCACACUGUGAGCUAUGUGCCCACCAGAGAGGGACCAUAUACUAUUAAUGUACUGUAUGCUGAUGAAGAAAUACCACGCAGUCCUUAUAAGGUGAAAGUUCUGCCCACACACGAUGCCAGUAAGGUCCGUGCCAGUGGCCCUGGACUCAAUACUACUGGUGUGCCUGCCAGUCUGCCAGUGGAGUUUACCAUUGAUGCCAAAGAUGCAGGAGAAGGACUUCUGGCUGUCCAGAUCACUGAUCCAGAUGGGAAGCCCAAAAAGGCAAACAUUCGUGAUAACCAGGAUGGCACAUACUUGGUGUCUUAUGUGCCUGAUAUGACUGGGCGCUACACCAUUCUAAUCAAGUAUGGUGGAGAUGAAAUCCCAUACUCUCCAUACCGCAUCAGAGCUCUGCCAACAGGAGAUGCCAGCAAAUGCACAGUCACAGUCUCAAUUGGAGGUCACGGUUUGGGUGCUGGAGUUGGUCCCACUAUCCAGAUUGGGGAACAGACUGUCAUCACCGUGGACGCAAAGGCUGCUGGGAAGGGGAAGGUGACCUGCACAGUGUGCACUCCAGAUGGCACAGAGGUGGAUGUUGACGUGGUUGAGAAUGAAGAUGGAACAUUUGACAUCUUCUACACAGCACCCCAGCCUGGGAAAUACGUCAUCUGUGUGCGCUUUGGAGGAGAGCACAUUCCCAACAGCCCCUUCCAGGUCAUGGCUUUGGAAGGUGCCUCCCCUGAACAACUUAUGCAGCAGACCCAGGUCCCGCAGUACGCCUACGCGCCCAACAUGGGCCAGCCAUGGGCAACAGACAGACCACUGGGCAUGAAUGGACUGGAUGUGGCUGGAUUGAGACCCUUCGACUUGGUCAUUCCGUUCACCAUCCAGAAGGGAGAAAUAACAGGUGAAGUGAGGAUGCCAUCUGGCAAAGUGGCCAAGCCAGACAUUACAGAUAAUAAAGAUGGCACAGUCACAGUGAAAUACGCUCCUACUGAGGCUGGACUGCACGAGAUGGACAUCAAAUAUGAUGGGAUACAUAUUCCAGGAAGCCCACUGCAGUUCUAUGUGGAUUACGUCAACAGUGGCCAUGUGACAGCCUAUGGUCCUGGUCUGAUUCAUGGCAUGGUCAAUAAGCCAGCAGUGUUCACAGUCAACACCAAGGAUGCAGGAGAAGGUGGUCUUUCUUUGGCCAUCGAGGGGCCCUCAAAGGCAGACAUCAGCUGCACUGAUAACCAAGAUGGCACCUGCACUGUGUCUUACCUCCCUGUCCUGCCUGGAGACUACAACAUCCUUGUCAAGUACAAUGACAAGCACAUCCCCGGCAGUCCUUUUGUGUCAAAGAUCACAGGAGAUGACUCCAUGCGCAUGUCCCAUCUGAAGGUGGGCUCUGCUGCUGAUAUCCCAUUAGACAUUGGUGAGCUGGACCUGAGCCAGCUGACUGCCUCACUGACAACACCCUCUGGCCGGGAGGAGCCGUGCCUGCUCAAGAUGCUCCGUAAUGGGCAUGUGGGUGUUUCCUUUGUGCCUAAAGAGAUUGGUGAGCACCUUGUAAAUAUAAAGAAAAAUGGACGGCAUAUUCCCAGUAGCCCCAUUUCUGUCAUGAUCAACCAGUCGGAGAUUGCCGAUGCCAGCCGUGUGCGCGUGUCUGGCCAGGGCCUGAGUGAGGCUCGCACGUUUGAGCCAGCGGAGUUAAUCAUUGAUACCAGAGAUGCAGGCUAUGGAGGUCUUAGCUUAUCCAUUGAGGGGCCCAGUAAGGUGGAUAUAAACACUGAGGAUCAAGAAGAUGGAACCUGCAAAGUCACUUACUGCCCCACUGAACCAGGAAACUACAUUAUUAACAUCAAGUUUGCUGACCAGCAUGUUCCAGGCAGCGCUUUCACUGUGAAAGUGACUGGAGAGGGUAGGAUGAAAGAGAGCAUUACUCGCAAAAAAAGAGCUGCAUCUGUUGCCAAUGUUGGCAGCCAGUGUGACUUGAGCUUGAAGAUACCUGAAAUCAGCAUCGCUGACAUGACUGCCCAGGUGACCAGCCCUUCCGGGAAGGUGCACAAGGCUGAGAUCAUGGAGGGUGAAAACAAUACCUACUGCAUUCGUUUUGUGCCAACUGAGAUGGGUGUUCACACAGUCAGUGUGAAGUACCAAGGCCAUCAUGUCCCUGGAUCCCCGUUUCAAUUCACUGUGGGGCCACUAGGAGAAGGAGGGGCCCACAAAGUCCGUGCAGGAGGUCCAGGCCUGGAGAGAGCAGAGGCAGGAGUACCGGCCGAGUUUAGUAUAUGGACACGCGAGGCUGGUGCUGGGGGUCUGUCCAUUGCUGUGGAGGGUCCCAGCAAAGCAGAGAUUGCCUUUGAAGACCGUAAAGAUGGAUCCAGUGGGGUCUCUUACAUUGUCCAGGAGCCUGGAGAUUAUGAGGUGUCCAUCAAGUUCAACGACGAGCAUAUCCCUGACAGUCCCUUCAUUGUGCCUGUCGCCUCUCCUUCGGAUGAUGCCCGCCGACUUACUGUUGCCAGUCUUCAGGAGUCCGGAUUAAAGGUGAACCAGCCUGCUUCUUUUGCUGUAAGCCUGAAUGGGGCAAAGGGCGUCAUUGACGCUAAAGUUCAUAGCCCAUCUGGAGCUCUGGAGGAGUGCUGCGUCACAGAGAUUGAUGAAGAUAAGUAUGCGGUGAGGUUCAUUCCCAGGGAGAAUGGCCUGUACCUGAUUGAUGUGAAAUUUAAUGGCUCCCACAUCCCUGGAAGCCCUUUCAAGAUUCGGGUGGGAGAGGCAGGUCAGGCCGGAGAUCCAGGCAUGGUGUCUGCUUAUGGGGCUGGUCUGGAGGGUGGAACCACUGGAUCUCCAUGUGAAUUCAUUGUGAACACAAGCUCAGCUGGUCCUGGAGCACUGGCAGUAACUAUUGAUGGGCCUUCUAAAGUGAAGAUGGACUGUCAGGAGUGCCCAGAAGGGUACAAGGUCACCUACACACCUAUGGCACCUGGAAACUACCUAAUCUCUAUUAAAUAUGGUGGACCCUACCACAUUGUUGGCAGCCCCUUUAAAGCUAAAAUUACUGGCUCUCGUUUAGUCAGUAGCCACAGCAUGCAUGAGACCUCAUCAGUGCUGGUUGACCCUGUGACCCGCAGUGUGACCUCCACUCAGCAGGCGGCGCCAGGCUGGGCUAGCUCUGAUGCUAGCCGUGUGGUGGCCAAAGGCCUGGGGCUCACGAAGGGCUUCAUUGGGCAGAAAAAUAGCUUCAGUGUAGACUGUAGCAAAGCAGGAAGAAAUAUGCUGCUGGUUGGAGUUGAUGGGCCUAAAGUACCCUGUGAAGAGAUCCUGGUCAAACACCUGGGCAACCGUCUCUAUAAUGUGUCCUACCAGCUGAAAGAAAAGGGCGAGUACAUUCUGGUGGUGAAAUGGGGUGAUGACCACAUUCCUGGGAGCCCGUUCCACAUCACUGUCUAAUGCCAACCACCUCCCCCUCAGCCAAAGUAGCCACCAACCACAGCCAAGACUCCUGCUCCUGCAUUCCAUAGACGAAUACAUAAACACUGAAUCUUCUCUUGCUGUCUCACUCGUUUCUCAUUAUGCUGUACCUUCAUCUCCCCAUUUCCCUUCACUUAGCACAGCCAGACUGUUUUUGCAGUGUUCAGCAUUACUGUUUAAGCAGGUGCCGGUCAUGGUGGCUUUCACAUUCUCCAAGGUUUACACCAGUGUGUUACUGAUCGCCCAUAACACAACAUGGCUGCUACAGUGUGCAAUGCCUAGUUCAGGAUGCCACUGUUCAAACUCUUGCUUGUAGCAGAAGGGAUAGGAGUGUUGCAUCCUUUGAAAAGCACAGAUGUUUUAACUUACCAUUGGGUGACAUGACACUUACUAGUAACUCAUAAUUUGUGCCUUUUACACAUCUGAAUUAACACUGGUGCCAAAGCUCUGUGGGUUUGCCCUAUUGCCUUUUUUAUUUUUGUUUUUUUUUUGUUUUUUUUUUUUGUUUGUUUUUUUCUCCAUUUCAAAUGCACUUUGUAGAGCUGAGCUUGUUAUCCCUUUUGAUGAGAACAUUCUGUCAAGCUUAGACAAAAGACUUCUGAACCAUGUUCUAAUAACUAGUGAAUAAAAGGGAAAUUUUGAAUUGGAUGUAGGCAUUGCCAUUUGGCUGGAGGUGAAAUUGAAAAGUGCAUUUUGUGAAUUCUUGAUUUUUAAAAAUCCAAACGUGCUUAAUUUCAACAUUUUUCCUUUGGAUCACUUGCAUUUCACUUAGCUUUUCAACUCUCUGUGCUUUUAAAAAAAAUCUUGUCUUAAGAGAAGAGAAACAAUGUUUGUAAGACUGUUACAGUAUUUUGAUAAACAAUAAAGUUGUCCUAAGUAUUUUUGUCAAUCCAAAAA
Messenger RNA from Pygocentrus nattereri (red-bellied piranha), 8932 nucleotides. RefSeq names its product filamin A, alpha (actin binding protein 280) (gene flna). NCBI's taxonomy places the organism in Eukaryota, Metazoa, Chordata, Actinopteri, Characiformes, Serrasalmidae. The coding region runs from base 356 to 8014 and encodes 2552 amino acids. The record is from RefSeq and is a predicted model, not a curated record. Gene Ontology annotation, molecular function: actin filament binding. Gene Ontology annotation, biological process: actin cytoskeleton organization. The transcript is spliced from 47 exons.